Molecule: messenger RNA, 5664 nt
Organism: Cercocebus atys (sooty mangabey)
Lineage: Eukaryota; Metazoa; Chordata; Mammalia; Primates; Cercopithecidae
Gene: ZNF235
Product: zinc finger protein 235
Exons: 5
Coding region: 2576-4792 (738 amino acids)
Biological process (GO): regulation of DNA-templated transcription
Source: RefSeq, a predicted model, not a curated record
ACAGUGAGCUAUGAUGAUUUCACCAGUGCACUCCAAUGUAGGCAACAGAAUGAGACCCUGUCUCUAAACAAAAUACUUUCUGCCCUGAGGUUCAUAAAGGUAUUAGCCCAUAUUAUUAAGUGGUGUAAUUACUUCUGGAACUAAUUACCCAGUGUUAGGUCAAACUUCGCAGAUUAAGCGCACAGUCCUCAUAAGACUUUUUUCAUUCCAAACUGCAAGUUCAAGGGUUUCCAUGCCACCCUCACUUCUGACCAGCUGACCACUUCUGAUCACUAGCCUCUCAGGUUUAAUAAUUUACUGAAACAACUCACAGAACCCAGGAAAAUUAUAUUUAUUAAUUACAGCUUUAUUAUAACAAAAGGAUACAAAUCAAAACCAACCAAAGGUAGAAAAUGCAUAGGGCAAGGUCUGGGAGGGUUCCGGAUAGAAAAUUCCAUGGUUCUUUCUCUUGGAAUCAGGACAUAUUACCCUCCCAGCACACAGCUGUAUGAGAAUACUUGCCAACCAAAGAAGUCUAUCCAAGCUUGUGGUCAUAGAUUUUAUUAGGGCUUUAUUACAUAGGUGUGAUUGAUUGAAGAACUGACGUGUAACUCAAUCUCUAGCCCCCAUCCUCUACACAGGCUGAUGUUAUUUGGCUCAGAGUCCUAAACUUCAAAUCACAUGAUCGAUCUGUCUGGUGUAACCAGCACCUAUCUGAAGUAAUCUCACUAGCAUAACUUAUCUAGAGGCCCAUGAUGUGUCUCUGUCAGAGACAAUCUGUCAGAUAGAGUGUGAGUGGCCCACCGUGAAUAACAAACAGCUUCUAUAAUUCAGGCUAUUUUAAGAGUUUAAAUGCUAUCUCCCAGGAACUAGGGACAGAGGCCAAAAAAGUUGGAGAAAUCCAGAAUGUGUAACAUCGUAACAACUAACCUAAUUCCUUCAACAGGCCAGGGUCUGAAAAAGGGGAUGAUGCAGUAGUGUUCAAUAAUAAAUACACCUAAGUAGAUAAAUAAAAUGAAUGGACUGGAUAUUGAUUUGACAAACCAGUCAUAAGAUACUUUUAGGUAAUCAGGAAAUUUUUAAAGCAGAUUGGGUAUGUAAAGGAAAAUAAAAAUCUCAGGAUCCUCCAAACUUAGGCAAAUGUGGAGAUUAAGCCCUGGAGUUCAUGAAUUGUAAUACCCUCUUCCAAAUGAACAGCUGUGCAUUAGCCCGAUCCCCAUGAAAGGUGAAAAGCCUCAGGUAUUUGGGAAGAGCUUUCCCCAUAGGUCAUUCAUAAGUAAACUUAUGUGCAAGUAAAACCUUGCACUCUUUCUCCAAGCCCAUGUGUGAUACGAUUCUUCUGGUACACCAAGGCAAGAAACUCUGGGAUACAAGACCCCUCUUGUGCUUGCGAUAAGGCAGGGGUCUAAUUGAGCUAACACAAGCCUCCUAUGGAUGGCUAAACUAAAAAAGUACCCUGUGAAACACGCCCACUGGGGCUUCAGGAGCUGUAAACAUUCACCCCUAGACACUGUUGUUGGGUUGGAGCUCUGCAACCUGCCAUGUGCAGGCUCCCUCUAGAGGUUUGAGCAGCUGGGCACGAAGAAACGAGCCACACCCCCAUUACAUGCCCUGGGAGGGGGACAAGCGAGCUUUUCCCGUUUCAUCACAAUUUACUUUCGGCACUAACAUGAUUGUUCAGCUGUCUUCAUCAGCAGGCCUUUAUUCGAGGAGAUUCCUGCCCAAGCAAACUGUUUAAUUGUUCAUUAUGCUUCCGCAGAGACCCAUCAAAUUUCCAAUCUCUUCCAAAGAAAGUACCAAUAGAUUGCACCUUGAGAUUUUUUGUUUCAAAAAUCCUUGCUAUAUCCACCAAUCCCGGACUGUAGUAUCAUGAUCAUUAUGCAAUACUAAUAAAAUCCCUUGCAAUGAAAGACCCGCCUUAAACAUCCAGUUCUCAAUCAGUUCCAACCUUGCCUUGACACUGCUCUCUGAAGGUGCCAACGCUCCGUCGAAGUGUUGUCCUCCAUUGCUGCAAUCAGCAACAAAUUCCGUUGUUUGUCUUAUCAACAGGUUGAGUUGAUGAUAUUCGGGGAGCCGGCAUUUGACAUAAGUUUGAGAUCUGGUAUUCCUUAACGUUCGGCGUCCAUCGGAGCUCAGCCUAAGUCACUUUUACGCUUCCCAUUUUUAGCCUACCCUUUGUUUCUGCUAAAAAUUUUGGUUUCUAGCUUAUUUUCAUAAUACAAGCUGAACUUUUCACUUUUAUAUGCCAUCACUUUAAAAAUUUUACAAUUAUUUUCUCAUGAAUUUUUAAAAUGAAUAAAACUAAAAGGAAUCUGACAGUAGUAGCGCCAGAGAAGUGUCUCAAACCCAACCGGCUUGAGUCAAAACAAAACCCAGCUGGUGGGAAGCGCGACCCUUGGAGCAUUCUGGGAACUGUAGUCCAGGAGUGAGAGAACUCUGAGACGCUUCCGCUUAGGAAUACUGGGAAGUGGAGUCCACGAACCGUGGGCACUCGCAGGCACUUCCGCUCCAGGAAGGCGAGGUCGGACCUGAGAUAGCUCCCAGGGAGGUUCACUCCCCCGGAACUCUGCCUUUUCCCGGAAGGAAGAGGGGGAAAAUGACCAAGUUCCAGGAGGCAGUGACAUUCAAGGAUGUGGCUGUGGCCUUCACUGAGGAGGAGCUGGGGCUGCUGGACUCUGCCCAGAGGAAGCUGUACCGAGAUGUGAUGCUGGAGAACUUUAGGAACCUGGUUUCAGUGGGACAUCAGUCCUUCAAACCAGAUAUGAUAUCCCAGUUGGAGAGGGAAGAAAAGCUUUGGAUGAAAGAGUUUCAGACCCAAAGAGGUAAGCAUUCAGGAGACAGGAAUCAAAACGAGAUGGCGACUCUUCACAAAGCAGGAUUAAGGUGCUUUUCACUGGGAGAGCUUUCAUGCUGGCAAAUCAAGAGACAUGUUGUGAGUAAAUUAGCCAGAAGUCAAGACUCCAUGAUAAAUAUUGAAGGAAAGAGCUCUGAGUUCCCCAAGCACCAUGAUUCCCCCUGUCAGGUGGGAGCAGGAGAAUCUGUUCAAGCUUCUGUGGAUGACAGCCUUCUAGUGAAUCACGUAGGGGAUCAUUCCAGGAUCAUUGAAAAUCAAGAAUUUCCAACUGGGAAAGUUCCGAAUUCUUGGAGUAAAAUAUAUCUGAAUGAGACACAGAAUUAUCAGAGAAGUCGUAAGCAGACUCAGAUGAAAAACCAAUUAUGUAUAUUCGCUCCAUAUGUUGACAUUUUCAGUUGCAUUUCACACCACCGUGAUGAUAAGAUACUGCACAAAAGAGAUAAAGCUCACAGCAAUAGUGACUGUGGUAAAGAUACCCUAAAGGUAUCACCUCUUACCCAGUGUAGUGUUCACACAGGACAGAAAACCUACCAGGGUAGUGAAUGUGAAGAAGCCUUCAAUGAUAGCUCCAGUCUCGAAUUUCAUAAGCAGGUACACUUGAGAAAGAAGUCUCCAGCGUAUAGUACGCACGAGAAGGACACUAGUCAUAGCUCACGUAUUCCUGUUCAACAAAGUGUUCGUACUGGAAAAAAACGCUACUGGUGUCAUGAAUGUGGUAAAGGUUUCAGUCAGAGCUCAAAUCUGCAAACUCAUCAGAGAGUCCACACAGGGGAGAAACCCUAUACAUGCCACGAGUGUGGUAAGAGCUUUAAUCAGAGCUCACAUCUUUAUGCUCAUUUGCCUAUUCACACAGGAGAGAAGCCCUAUAGAUGUGACAGUUGCGGGAAGGGCUUCAGUCGUAGCACAGAUCUUAACAUUCAUUGCAGAGUUCACACUGGAGAGAAACCUUAUAAAUGUGAGGUGUGUGGGAAGGGCUUCACUCAGAGAUCACAUCUUCAGGCCCAUGAAAGAAUUCACACCGGAGAGAAACCCUAUAAAUGUGGGGAUUGUGGUAAACGCUUUAGUUGUAGCUCAAAUCUUCAUACCCAUCAGAGAGUCCACACUGAAGAGAAACCAUACAAAUGUGAUGAGUGUGGUAAGUGCUUUAGUUUGAGCUUUAAUCUUCAUAGUCAUCAACGAGUCCACACAGGAGAAAAACCAUAUAAAUGUGAAGAGUGUGGUAAGGGUUUUAGUUCAGCCUCAAGUUUCCAGAGCCAUCAGAGGGUCCAUACAGGAGAGAAACCAUUUCGAUGCAACGUGUGUGGUAAAGGUUUCAGUCAGAGUUCAUAUUUUCAAGCACAUCAGAGAGUCCACACUGGAGAAAAACCAUACAAAUGUGAAGUGUGUGGGAAGCGCUUCAAUUGGAGCUUGAAUCUUCACAAUCAUCAGAGAGUCCACACGGGAGAGAAACCCUACAAAUGUGAAGAGUGUGGUAAGGGUUUCAGUCAGGCCUCAAAUCUCCAAGCCCAUCAGAGCGUCCACACUGGGGAAAAACCAUUCAAGUGUGAUGCAUGUCAGAAACGAUUCAGUCAGGCCUCACACCUUCAAGCCCAUCAGAGAGUCCACACCGGAGAGAAACCAUAUAAAUGUGACACUUGUGGUAAGGCCUUCAGCCAGAGGUCAAAUCUUCAAGUCCAUCAGAUAAUUCACACUGGAGAGAAACCAUUUAAAUGUGAGGAAUGUGGGAAAGAAUUCAGUUGGAGUGCUGGUCUCAGUGCUCAUCAGAGGGUCCACACGGGAGAGAAACCCUAUACAUGUCAGCAGUGUGGGAAGGGCUUCAGUCAGGCCUCACAUUUUCACACACACCAGAGAGUCCACACUGGAGAGAGGCCUUAUAUAUGUGAUGUCUGUUGUAAGGGCUUCAGUCAGAGGUCACAUCUCGUCUACCAUCAGAGAGUCCACACUGGAGGGAAUCUGUAGAAAUGAGAGAGGUGUGGUUCAGCCUUCAGUUAGAGCUCACAUCUUUGUCUCCGUUGGGAAGUCCAUGCUGAUGAUUGUGAAAAGUUCUUGUAAAACUAGAAGCUUCAAAGAAUCUUGACGGGGAAGAAGUCUCUCAAAUGCUGUGUUUUAGACUUGGUCAGGACAUGAAUUCUUUACAAACGUCAUAUUUCACAGAUGAGAGAAAACUUUGUUCUGUAAAUAUGAUCAGUGUUUAUAUCAGAGUUACCAAGUGUCCCAGUUCUCAAGAUGUAACACAGCAGAAAAGUCUUGUCAGAGUCUGCGCAGGAGAGAGGCCUUCCUUUAACAAAAAUAUGAUUGACAGAAAAAAUUGAUGUCAACUAAAAUGUAACCUCUAUGUAAGGAGGUGUUUUUCACCACUGUAUCUCUACCAUGUAGAAUUGUGCUUAGCUCAUAAUAGGGCCCAGCAAUUACUGAAGAAAGUGAAGAAAAUACCUAUAAUUAGGACAAAUACUUGAAAAUUCUAGUCUGUUUUGUACCGUAAAUUUAUAUUAAUUUAUAUUCAAGAGGAAUCCUACAAGUAGCCUUAAUAACGUUAGUUUCAGUAAGUACUGAAAAGUGUGUAAUACUGCCAUCCAUACUAAUACAGAUUUGGAAAAAAGACACGACUGGCUCCCAUCCUUCAGCCUUAGUUCUUUGUACAGUGUAUCAGUUGUGUACAGUAUGAUUUUUAGCGUCAUUAGUUUAUAGACUGAACAAUACUGUUUUUAUCUAAUGUGACCCUGCAAUUUACAUGAUUAGAAUUUUUGGACACUAAGCUUUACUGUAACUCUGAAAGUGUUAAAAGUAGUUACUGAUGACAAAAAGUUUCUUAGUAAACUUGAAUUGUUAAU